GAACCAGGGGCCCAAUCCUACACAAGCAUCCAAUGCUUCUCCGCAUCAACCAUCCUCGACGCUAUUGAAGAGAAUGCAAAAGAAGGCAGCGACGACGAAGCGGACCAUUGCGUUCGAUCCUUUCCCGCCGGUUGGCAGCAAGGUGGCCAUUUCGUCCGUUUCGAAGAAAUGGCUGCACAUUCAAGAGGUGUACGGUGGGAAUGAUGAUCCGUUCCUGAGUUGCAUAACGCGUUGCAUGAAGCAUGCGGAUGAGAUAGAUGAGGAACUGCUGCAACCACCGCAAGAGGGUGACAUUGUGUUCGUUCCGUUUGACGGUUAUUUCUAUCGUGCCGUCGUCACGAAGGUCGAGGGAUGCAAUGGUACCGUGGUGUUCCCUGAUUUUGGAAACUUGGUAACCCUCCCUUGGCGCAAGAUGAAGGAAAUUCGCGACGCUUCUGUGAAGUAUGCCAACUGCCUAACGCAUGCCGUUGCCCUUCGUGAAGGAGCGCCGUUUACAAAGGUUGUGAAACAUUUCCUCAACGAGCUGGUCGAGGCGCACCAGUUUGAGUUAAUGCUUGUGGAGGACGGUCCCACAUCGGGUGUUAAAACGGUGGAGUUGCGUUACGUCGAGUCACAGUGUCUUUUGGGCGCCAAAGUGCUUUCCAUGACAACCCCAUGGCAGUGAAAACGAUCAUGCUCGAGGCAACGGAUCAGUUUAAUCGGAACGAAUACUUAGGAGAGCCCGAACAUAACUAUGGAUGUUUGGUAAACUUCGAAGGCGCCUGGAUCCGGGCGGUCAAGCUAACUGCGGACUGUGAAAAUCAAUUCUUUUUGAUAGACCUGGGACUCUUCUCCCAGCUUGACAAAUCGUGCCCCAAGCGCCGAUACACCUCAGGGCUCACAAGGAAGCUUUUCUGUUCGGAAUAUCAUAUAGAAAAUACUGGAUUUCUUUAUGAAGGUUAAAGCAAAGGUGUACUUGGAUGAAGAAUCUGAACUAUUUCGUUUUCAUAUGGAUUUUCUACGUUUUGUUUCUCUGGGCAGUUUAUUUUGUCCUACCUUAUUUUAAGGUAUUUCAG
Messenger RNA from Anopheles coustani, 1055 nucleotides. RefSeq lists its product as uncharacterized. The coding region runs from base 74 to 664 and encodes 196 amino acids. The record is from RefSeq and is a predicted model, not a curated record. The transcript has 3 exons. NCBI's taxonomy places the organism in Eukaryota, Metazoa, Arthropoda, Insecta, Diptera, Culicidae.